AAAUUAAAAAAAAUCUCAGUACACGCGCGCCGUUCAUUUACAGCGGAUUAACUUGUGCGAAAUGUUGUUCUGUCUCAUUCUUUUGUUCAUUUUCAACGUGUGUGUGAGCGAGAAAAGUGAUCUCGGGUUUGGAUUGAACAUCGGGAAUGCUAUCGACGUAUUUGCAAACUACGGCGACCUCUCCCAAGUCACACAAGUGGUCUCAGGGGAGUACGAAGAAGAAGAAAAAGAGGAACCAAUAGUCCCGUUCAGUGAGAAGAAUAUUAGGGUUUUCGCCAAUGCUACCAGCACUGAGAACGAAUGGGAGAGCCUUUCAGCUAAUAUGGAUAUCUUGCUGUGUGAGAACUUCGAAGAUUUAUUGGAUAAGUACUUCAGUAACUUCGAGAUUGAAGGAACAGACAAACCAUGGAAAGCGUUCAUGGGCGACUGGAUCAUCGACGAAAUCAUGAGGACGUUGGGCAUCAUCUACGAUGGGAAACCAGACAACUGCUGUUACGUCCUCGUGCGGCUGACGAAGAAGCACAAGUCGGAGAAGUUGGAUGACCUUCAGGACGUCGUGGUGAAGGACUAUGUGAAGAGAGCGACCGAGAAUCUAAAUGUCAGUGACCCUAGCGAAGUGAGGCGGUUUAUGAAGAGCUACGGCACGCAUUAUAUUGACUCCUAUGUGACGGGCAAUUUUAUUUAUCAGGUGUUCAAGUACAAGCGUCCCUGGUACAACGCAUUUAAAGCUAAGAUCCGCAGCGGGCUACAGACCGGGUCCAGUAACCUUAGAUUCUACUUCUCAUCAUACUUCCUCACACAAGUCGGUGAUAUACGGAUAGCAAGCGGCAACAAAACAAUAGAAUCAUGGGCGAGGCAAAACCUUCGCGACAGCCAAUAUUUGUACUCCAGACCUAGCCUUCUCCGACUGCACUACAGCCCUAUGCUUGCCUACAAACUUAACCACUUACUCGACAACGGAGCGUUACUAGGGCUGGGCUUGAAGACCCUUAGACCCUUAUUCAAGGAUCGACGCAAGGGCGAUAUGUAUGCAGAGAUUGUUGAAAACGAUUUGCAGUUAUGGGAAGUUAAUGUAGCGUAACUUUUUUGUAAAUAAAUUGUAAGUUAUUGAAGCUCGCUAAAUAACACUUAUAAUAAAACAAACAGAAGACAGACUAAAACACAAUUUUAUUGCAAAAUUAUUGUGAAGUUAUAUGGUGUAGAUAAUAUAAAGAUAAGAUACAACAUAAGUUGAACAGUUCUGACUUUGAGGCAUGCAUUAUUUGUAAGCAUAUUAUUUAAAUAAGUGAAAAUAUUUUAGUACCAAAUUUAAUAGUUAUCUAUUGCAGAUAGUACAAAAUUUCGACCAAGUUGUACAUUUGUCUAUAAUUUUAUUACGAAUUUAAUUCGUUAUCUCUAAGAUAAUACAUAAGUUAUAUAAAAUACUUUAAAUAAAGUUAAGUUAGUUUUAAUAAAGAAGCAUUAUUGAUAUAAUAUUUCACUGGUCAGCAUAUACCACAUAAGAUGCUGUAAUCAGAAAAUGUAGUUGUUUUGUUUUAAAAUAUGGGUUUAAUCUUAAUGUUUCCCCCAGUAGUCGAGUGAAAACCCAACUUUUAUAUAGAGACUUUGACACUGGUUUUUUUGAAAAUAACCUAUUGGUUAUUUUAAAACUUGAUUGCUCAAAGAAAUUAAGAUUUAACCCUGCAUACCUACUGGCAUUUACUCAUUGACUACAACUCAUAUAUUUGUCACACAAUUAUACCAUAAUUAGUUGCCAUAUAAUGCUAUCCUAAAAAUACAUACAUACUUUAACCAAACAAACAUAUCACAAUUUAAUGCCUACUUAUAUUUAUUCAAUACAAAAUCUUCACGAACCCAUAUUAGCAUAUUAGCAAAUACUAAUAUAGGUCUAUACAAUCAUUACAUACUCAUACUAAAUUUGCUCAGUUAUUGAAAUAUACACAAUGUCGACAUGUAUUUUUAUUUAAAUACACACUUUAAAUCUUUAUUACAAUACAAAUUCAUUCUGUUAUAAAUACGUAUUUAGUUUCAAAUGUGCAAAGAUGUUUUUAUUAUUGACUAGCUGCACGCUGCGGUGUCACCCGCGUAUUAAAAUUACCUUACAAAUUUAUGCAUAAUCUACUUAAUAAAGCCAAAAUAAAUUUUAUAAGAAUUUGCCCAGAAUUUGAAGAAGUAACAAACAUACUCACAAACUUAUCCUUUAAUAUUAGUGAGAUGGAGUUUUUAAAGUGUAUUCUUUAAUAAAAAUACAAAUCAUGGUUCCUUUUGUUUUCUAGUACCUACCUAAAAAAAAAAAAAUAAUUUUAUUAAAACAUUAAAUAGCAUAUAUGUAAAAAUAAAAUACUUAGUAAUAUGUUUUAAAGAUAUGUGAGUUUUUGUGAAUUAUUUAUUUUAUUUUCAAUGUUAGUUAUAAUUUUUAUGAAAUCAGUGUUCGUAUUUUUAAUUUUAACAUUUAUUUGUUAUUGAUUUAAAAAAAUCACAAGACAAGUAUUAUUUCAAAUAUUUAGAACCAUGUAAUCAUGUCUGGAUUAACCACAUAUCUAACUACUGAGCUUCCUUCCUCAAAUCACAGAUAUUUUAUCAACACUUUAAGCACCAACGCCAUUUGAAACCAUUUACAUACUUGAUUCUUUUAAAUUACAUAAACACAAUAUAAUUUUUACAAACAUUGAAAAUUGUUCCAACAUUCAGAGGGACCCUUUUUUCUACAAAAAUUAAAAAAUAGUUCGGAUAUUCAGACCAACUAUCAUUUUAUGAAAUUUUGCAUCUGAUAAAAUUAGCGCGGAUUUCUAGACGACAAACAAGGAACGGGACAGAGUGUGCACGUAUAGUAUACUUAUGUGUAUAGUAUAGUAGUGCACUUGUAGACCAUUUUUUAUCACAACAUUAACGGUACUAACGUGGCGGUCCAUUGGUAAAGAUAAGUUAGGUAGGUUAGAUUAGGAGCCUGUGAUCGAAAGGUUCUUGGUUCAAAACCAUGAGUUUGUAUACCAAUUUGAUUCACAUGUAUAGUACUUUCUUCCGUUGAAGUAAAAGAAUGGACAGAUUUCUAUCCUUCACUAUUCUGGAACUAUCAUUACUUCACUUUCACAACACUAGAAUUAUCUUCACUUCACUUCACUGUAUCACUGUGUCCCUAUGCGGCACCUGCAGAGGGCAGUACUGGGGUCAUUGCAGCUCGUAGGUGCUGGACACCUGGGUGCUGGCGAACUGGUUGCGCGACACCCGCUUGCCGUUCACCAGCAUCAGCAGAGGGUUGUUCAGGCGGAUAGAUUUGAAUGAGUAUUGCUGAAAAGAUAGAUUGUUUAGGUUGGAGAAAAACAUUCCAAAAAUAGUUUUAUUAUUAUUUUUCAAAGUAAGACAUUGCAUGUGUUACAUUUAACAUUUAUUCUUUAUUGUGAAUUUGCUUAAUAUUAAAAACUAAAAAAAAAAUGAAUUGAGAUCCUGGUCCCAAGUUUGGUAUUAUAACUCAUUCACUCGCUCAUUUAUUCAGUCGUUCAUUCACCAUUCACUCACUCGUUCACUCGCACACUCAUUCACUCACUCACUCGUUGACUUAUUUAUACUUACCAGUGUGGGUGAGUCAUGCUGGUGUACAGUGAGAAGCGGCUCGGGCACGCAGACGCAGUCGCCGAUGAUGGCGCCGCGGCCGUGCGCCCAGUUGUACACGGUCACGCACACGCACUCCAUACUGGAAUCCACUAUCGCGAACGUGCUGGUAUGUUAUAAAUGAAAUAAUAUGUCAAUUAUAGGCAUUAAGUACUACUGGAAUGAAAAGGCCAUAAGUAGAAUUAAUUAUGUAUGCGUAAACUUACAAAGGCACAGAGUUCUCAUUAUGUAUGGAGCCUACGACCUUUCCAAGUAUAACUUUGCAUUCAUUGGCGCCAUUUUGUAGCUGAUCCAGCCGCGCGUAGUCCAGAGACACGUCUUUGCGGGCGCCGAAUGUAUGGAAUGUCCCUGAUGCGUACGCGCCGAGCAUCUUUUUGUCUAUGCUCUGAAAAAUUCGACCAUCGAAUUGAAAAAAAAAAGAAAGUAUUUAAUGGUGGAUUUAUUAAGGAUAAUUUUUAGAUUUUAUCCUUUAUCUAUUUGUAUCAUCUAUUUGUAAUUUUUUUUAUUUAAAGUCAGACAGACAGACAAACACAGUGAUCCAAUAAGGAUUGCGUUAUUACCUUGUGAGGCACGAACCCUAAAAGUGAGAUGUCCUAUCUGUAAUUCAUAUCCAUACUAGCAUUGUAAUGAGUUAUUGUAAAUGUUUGUAUUUAUUUUUUGUAAUGAAUAAACUCUUCGCAGAGGUAGACGAAACUUUUAAGAGUGACAUAGGCUACUUUUUAUUAUGUUUUUACCCGAGCGAAUUCGGGGCGGGCCACUAGUCCUUUAUAUUUGUUAGGUUAGAAUUUGUCAAGAUCAUUUUUUAUUUUUCUAAUAAAUAAGAGAUUGAUAAAAAUGUGAUGGCGGCUCUAGUGUGUGUGUGAUAAGGCCUUAAUUAAUUAUAUAAAAGAAUUGUCUACAUACCUGCACCAUUUGAGUUAGUUUCUUCGUCUUGAUCUUUCCCUUAGUCCGGACGAGGUCGUUGGCCGCAAUCAAGUACUGGGUCAGCUUCGACAGUUCUUGUUUGGGAGUCUCCCACGGCGGGUCCAAUCGACACGCGUACUCGAAAUUCUCUAGCGCUUCAGCGUAUUGUUCUUCGUAUUUUAAUGCCUGGAAUAUAUUUAUUUUGGACUUUGUUUAGAGUUUUCAAUUUUACUGGACUAAGAAAAUUAUGGUGAAUUGGGAGGCACCGACAGAUGGCUGAAUAUAUUAUAGCUAAAAGACAAUUAAUUAAUUUAUUUAUAAAUUAUUAAUUGAUUUGGCUUUAAAGCGGCUUGGAAAGACUUGGGGAGACCUUUGCCCAGCAGUGGGACGAAACAGGUUAAAAAAAAGACUAACAAAUUUAUUUUUUCUGUUGACGAAGCUUGUAUGCAUGCGGAUAUAAAUUACGUGAAGUUAUCGUGUGGAAGUAUGUUGCUGAUAAUCAAUUUUUGUUAUGAAAUAAAUAAAACAUCCUGCACGGUACAAGUUGCCGUUGUUAAUUUUUUCUAUUUUGUUAUGCAAUAAAGUGAUUUCAAAGUUCAAACAAACAAUUAAAUUAUAUCAAAGAGAAACUCACCACUCCCUUGUUGUAAUACAAGUCGGGUUGGCCCUUAGCCACGGGGUCGAGCCAGGCCUGCUUGUAGGCGCUCAUGCACAACUUCAGCGUGGCGGGCUCCUGCGCCACGAGGAAGAACUGGCACAGGUAUGCGUUGCCCAACACCGACCACGACACACCAUCUUUGAUGUCCUACAUACCAACAGUUUAUCCAUAACUAGCUGUUCCAUGUUAUACAAAUUUUUCCACCAUUACGUUACAAUUGGGUUUUUAACUAUAGGUAUAAUAAAUUUUCAAUGACAUGUUUUCACAUUUAUAUAAUUAAAGUGAUCACUUCCCACCAGGAGGUCCGCACGCCUGUUUGCUUGCUUGGUAGUUAGCUAAAUAUCUAUUUUUUAUUUUAAUUGUAGGCAUACAGGUUUCCUCACAAUGUCUAAUAAUUUGACAAUGAUGAAGGCAUAUUUGCACUGAAAUCUUAUCCACACUGUCAUCGAACAGUUCGCCAAACUGUGGUGGAUUCGGUAUACAUUGGUGGUUUUUCAUUGCAGUAAAUAAAAGCAUUCAUACAAAUUACGCAAUGUUCACGCAUUCGUGUCGGCAAGUGACAUUGUAAAUAAUAGAGCAAAAAUGUGUUACCAGUGCAACUGCUUCCUUGGCAAACUCCACACUUUUGAGGAUAGCUUGCGAGGCUUCACUGCGCUUUUGAUCACCGUUUUCUUGUCGAAGUAUUAUUGACAGACAGCGAAGUGAUAGACGAUUUCUUUCCUAACAAAUAUAGAAUAAAUUAUUGUCAAAAGAUUUUAUUUGAAUAAAAAUUUUAGUUAUC
Molecule: messenger RNA, 5951 nt
Organism: Plodia interpunctella (Indianmeal moth)
Lineage: Eukaryota; Metazoa; Arthropoda; Insecta; Lepidoptera; Pyralidae
Product: torso-like protein
Exons: 5
Coding region: 62-1081 (339 amino acids)
Source: RefSeq, a predicted model, not a curated record